Molecule: messenger RNA, 716 nt
Organism: Vigna unguiculata (cowpea)
Lineage: Eukaryota; Viridiplantae; Streptophyta; Magnoliopsida; Fabales; Fabaceae
Source: RefSeq, a predicted model, not a curated record
AGAUGAAAUGAAGCAAAUAAAAGAAGACAAAAAAUAAUUGAAUGUAAAAGAGAGAGCAUGGGAUCUGAGACUGAGACAACAGACAUAGAGAGGGAAGAGAGAGAGAGUUAGACGCUGAAUACGGUUAUUGUGCCCCCUGCGCUCCGUUUUACACUCAAAAGGACCUCAUGUCUAACAUAGAGGAUAACAAAGAUCUCGGACAGAUGGAUGUGGAUGCAUCUAAUGAGUCAGUUAACACCAUGCCAUCAUCCCAGAAGCAGGAAGAGGCUGUAAAGAAAAAAUAUGGAGGAAUGCUGCCCAAAAAGCCACCACUCAUAUCUAAGGACCAUGAGCGUGCUUACUUUGAUUCUGCUGACUGGGCACUUGGAAAGCAAGGGGGUGAGAAGCCUAAGGGACCACUUGAGGCUCUUCGGCCUAAGUUACAGCCGACGCAGCAGCAAACACGUUACCGGAAAUCUCCCUAUGCUCCUUCAGGAGAAGAAGGGGGAAGUGUUCCAGCAGAGGAUGCACCUUCCACUACUGAGUAAGCAGCAAUCAGUCUUUUGAUGAUGUGCUGACUAUUGUUCUAAUACCUGAGUGACUAGGUUUCACUAUUUGUUGUUUUCAACAAUAAAGGAAGUUUAUCAUGUAUUCAUAUUAGCACAAGACAUAAUAUUUGACAUCCAAAUGUACUCAAUAGAGAUUUACUUGGGAUUAUGAUUUUGUGUUUUGCUCUC